This is a messenger RNA of Mytilinidion resinicola, 2148 nucleotides long. RefSeq names its product isocitrate lyase and phosphorylmutase. Gene Ontology annotation, molecular function: isocitrate lyase activity; methylisocitrate lyase activity. The transcript is spliced from 4 exons. The record is from RefSeq and is a predicted model, not a curated record. Gene Ontology annotation, cellular component: mitochondrial matrix. Bases 262 to 2064 code for a protein of 600 amino acids. NCBI's taxonomy places the organism in Eukaryota, Fungi, Ascomycota, Dothideomycetes, Mytilinidiales, Mytilinidiaceae.
AAGCCGAGCGCACCCAUUAAACCAUUCACCGCCCGCAGAGAACGACAGGGCAGCCGUGGUUCGCAGAAGACACCAGACGAUUCUCUCCGCGCACUGCGACUUUCUUCACGAUACCCGAGCCACUCCCGAGUACCCAGGGCAUAUAAUUCACGGCCGCGGAAAUACCUGCACUGCGCUGACGGAUAUUCGCCCUCGUCUGCCGUUAUAGAGCCUUUGGUCCGCUACUUCACUGUCUGCGACUGUGUCCAGAUACCAGGCGUCAUGUUGCGAACCGUCUCACGAUCAGUCGCUCGACAAAGCCGCCUCCUCAAGAUCGCUAACAAGCAGCCAUCACUACUUCGACCGCUCUCCACCACAGCAUACCGCAUGUCGAGCUCAGCACUCGCCCCAGUAAACCCUCCCGUAUCCAUAGCCCUCCCCGCCGACUCAUACCAGCUGCUCCCGGAAGCUUCGAAAGCUGGCGAAGCCGAAGAUGCCCUCUUCGACGCCCAAGUACAACAGGUGAAGGAGUGGUGGGCCUCGCCGCGGUACAAGGACAUAAAGCGACCAUACUCAGCGGAGGAUGUGGUCAGCAAGCGGGGGGCGCUCCAGCAGACGUAUCCGAGCUCGUUGAUGGCGCGGAAGCUGUUCAACCUGUUCGAGGAGCGGGCCGCGAAGGGGGAGCCCGUCCACACGAUGGGUGCCAUUGACCCCGUACAAAUGACCCAGCAAGCCGCGAACCAGGAAGUGCUGUAUAUCUCGGGCUGGGCCUGCUCGUCUGUGUUGACUUCAACUAACGAGGUGUCUGCUGAUUUCGGUGACUACCCGUACAAUACUGUGCCGAACCAGGUGCAGCGGCUUUUCAAGGCACAACAGCUGCAUGACCGGAGGAAUUGGGAUAAUAGGAGGAAACUGAGCGCGGAAGAGCGUGCCAAGACUCCAUAUGUGGACUAUAUGAGGCCUAUCAUUGCAGAUGGUGAUACUGGCCACGGUGGUCUCUCAGCCGUCAUCAAACUCGCCAAACUCUUCGCCGAAAACGGUGCCGCAGCCGUCCACUUCGAGGACCAACUCCACGGCGGCAAGAAAUGCGGCCAUCUCGCUGGCAAAGUCCUCGUUCCAGUGGGUGACCACAUCAACCGCCUCGUCGCCGCCCGCUUCCAGUGGGACAUGAUGGGCUGCGAGAACCUCGUCAUCGCGCGCACCGACUCCGAAAGCGGCAAACUCAUCAGCAGCGCCGUCGACGUCCGCGACCACGAAUUCAUCCUCGGCGUGACCGAAGAAGCCGAGCCCCUCGCCGAAGUGCUGCAAGACAUGGAAGCCGCAGGCGCGCCUGGCAAAGAAAUCGACGAAUACGAAGCCGCGUGGGUGAAGAAGAACAAGCUCUACACAUUCGAUGAAGCCGUCGUAGCCCACCUCAAAUCCGAAUCCGCCUCCCAAUCAACCAUCGACGCCUACCUCUCCGAAUCCGCCGCCAACCCCAACUUCUCCCUCCUCAAGCGCCGCCACCUCGCCGCCAAAUUCACCAAAUCCCCCGUCUACUUCAACUGGGACGUGCCGCGCACGCGCGAGGGCUUCUACCACUACCGCGCCGGCAUGGCCGCGGCGACCAAGCGCGCGAAAGAGUUCGCGCCCUACGCCGACCUGCUGUGGGUCGAAACCGCCGACCCGUCGGUCGAGAAAGCGGGCCAGUUCGCCGGCGAGAUCCGCGCGGUGUACCCGGGCAAGAAGUUCGUGUACAACCUGUCGCCGUCGUUCAACUGGAUGGGCCACGGGUUCUCGGAGGCGACGCUGAAGAGCUUCGUGUGGGAUCUCGCGAAGCAUGGGUUUGUGCUGCAGCUGAUUAGCCUCGCGGGGCUGCAUAGCACGGCGACGAUUACGUGGGAGCUGAGCAAGGCGUUUAAGGAGGAGGGGAUGCUGGCGUAUGUGAAUUUGGUGCAGCGGCGGGAGAAGGAGAGUGGGUGCGAUGUGUUGACGCAUCAGAAGUGGAGUGGGGCGGGGUAUAUUGAUGGGAUUUUAGGGGCGAUUCAGAGCGGGAGUAGUGGGAGUAAGAGUAUGGGCGAGGGGAAUACGGAGACGACGUUUUGAGGGAGUGUGUAUGUGUAAAGUAUAGCUGACGCGGUAUUAUAGAUAGUCCUAGAAUUCGUUUAAGAUCAAAAUAUUUACUCGGAG